This is a messenger RNA of Rubroshorea leprosula, 1160 nucleotides long. Lineage: Eukaryota; Viridiplantae; Streptophyta; Magnoliopsida; Malvales; Dipterocarpaceae. The record is from the annotation of a GenBank genome assembly.
CAUUUGUCCUCUGACUCGUCUUCUUCGAAGGAAUCUGAUCAACGGCGACGACAAUCUUCCAACACAUGGCAAUCAAGGGUUGGAUCUUGGGAGAUGUCCACUUGGAUGGUGAGGGACACAUGUGUCGAAACACAGGAAAGGAGGGGGACAUGGCACAUGUGGUUCAUCAGCAGCCCCAAACAGGGGUCCUCUGCUUUUCUGGGGCUUAUAAAUACCUCAAUACGUAUCUUCAUCGACUGCAUAUCUCCGAAUUUAAAUCUUUCACGUACUUUUGUGCAAAUCUUAUCCAUCCCUUGCUCUGAUUUUCGAGGUCGCGGCGCGUUAAGAGAUAACUACAAUCAAGGAGCUGUCUUGUUCGUUGUUUGACAAAGAAAGUAAUGGAGAACAGGAAGGAAGUCGGUGGCUCUACCACUUCUUCCUCUUUGGAUCAUCUCUUUGGUCCUAAGGACUCUUCUUCGUCUUCCACAAGUGGGAUACUAGGAUCGAUUUUCCCACCACCUUCAGUGAAGCAUGGAAGGGAAUCAGGUCACAGUGGAAUCAUGGGGUCGCAUUAUCAAGGUGGGACUGGGAAAUCAGGAAGUUCAGGGAAUACAACUGAUAGGAAAGGGGAAAGCAGUGGGACAGCUAGGAGUAGUUCUGUUUAUCAGAAUGAAUCGACAGAGCCUUGCUAUUUGAGCUCUUCAAUCUACUAUGGAGGCCAAGAAAACUACUCUCCACGGAAGAAGACCACAGAAUCCUCCCAGUCUUUCAAGAAAGAUGAGGGAGAUGACGAUCCCAACGGAAACAAUUCCAACAGUGCUUCAAGAGGGAACUGGUGGCAGGGGUCUCUUUACUACUAAAACAUCCAAAAUGAUACAAAUUACCCAUCUAAAUAUCAUAUGUAAGGAACAGUGGUUUCAUGGUAUUUUGGAGAAUAAUAAGUAGAGAAUACAGAGAGAGAUAGAGACAGGACUUGUGGAAGCAUGUUGGGUUCUUUUUGUCCCAACUAUUUCGACCUUAGCACGUCUUAACUAAUGAUAUUUAAGGGGUGUUGUAGAAAUCACUCUACCUGAAAUAUUGUACUUUUAUGUUAUCUUUUUGUAUGACUAACCUAAUUCUCCUUGUAAUGAAAACAGUCCCUGGGGUUUUCUCCCCAGAAGUAAUAUAGCUAUUAACUAAAU